AUGAAUCACCUUGUUAACAUCUGUACAUCAACAAGGACUCCAAUAUCAUUCUCUGAGCAACAAAUGGUAGAGGAGUUUUGGAGGAAGAAACAACAUGAAAUUGAAGCUAUUAAGGACUUCGGUGAGCGCACAAUCCCCAUGACCCAUCUUAGAAAGGUUAUCUGUGCUGAGAAGGGUAAAAUGAUGAUGACAUUCGACACGCCAUCCUUCUUGACAAAGGCAUGUGAGAUCUUUGUACAGGAACUUUCCUUCCGUGCUUGGAUGCGUGCGAAAUCCCAUCAACGUAGCAUCAUACUAGACUCUGAUAUUGCUGAGUCCAUUUUGUCCAUCGAUUCCUAUGAUUUUCUAAAUGAUGUUCUACACACACAUCACGAGGAGCGCUACUCUACUUCUCAUCCAAGGGGGCUAGAGUUCUUUGGCAACAACAUUGUUGCUACUUUUGGUGCAAUGACUUCUUUACAGGGAGAAGAAAGUGAUAUUAGCAAUCAUCAAAAUAUUGUGCAUGGAAAAUUAGAUGCAGAAGUAAUUGCUACCACUAAUAUGAGCAAGGGAAAAAACAACAAUAUCAAUUGGGAUGAAAUUGACAUGGCUGAUGAUUCCUUGUUGGCAAGAUUUUGGGAGGACAUCAUGAUGGAUGAAGACCUAGCACAUGCAUCUGCUGCUACCUCCACCAAUGAUCUUGUUCUACUUCCUUUUGAUAUUUUGCAACAUGAUGGAUUUGGUCAUGAACUGAAUCUUCUUGAUGACAUCGUCUCCAUUGCGAGUACCGGAGAAAGGCAUAGCUAGAUGGAUUGAGAGAUG
This is a messenger RNA of Panicum hallii, 801 nucleotides long. RefSeq names its product nuclear transcription factor Y subunit gamma-like. Gene Ontology annotation, cellular component: nucleus. Gene Ontology annotation, biological process: regulation of DNA-templated transcription. Bases 1 to 786 code for a protein of 261 amino acids. The transcript has 3 exons. The record is from RefSeq and is a predicted model, not a curated record. Gene Ontology annotation, molecular function: protein heterodimerization activity. NCBI's taxonomy places the organism in Eukaryota, Viridiplantae, Streptophyta, Magnoliopsida, Poales, Poaceae.